Molecule: messenger RNA, 1305 nt
Organism: Anguilla anguilla (European eel)
Lineage: Eukaryota; Metazoa; Chordata; Actinopteri; Anguilliformes; Anguillidae
Exons: 6
Coding region: 297-725 (142 amino acids)
Source: RefSeq, a predicted model, not a curated record
AACCAGGGAAAUUCAUCAAAACAGACUCAGUUGAUGUGAAGCGCACAUAUGAAAGUUGAGGUUGUCCGUCAUUCUUCCUGGAACGUGUAAUCCUUCACAUUAGUAGCAACAUUAAUGUGGCCAGAACUCUAAAGGACCUGUAGAACUUGGAGGCUUGCCUGUAAUUCAAACCACAUUUGACUCACCCCACUAAGGAGAGUGAAAGCAGCCUUGCUUUAGAAUUCAGAGGCACAGUCAAGUAAUAAGCUCAAGCCUUCCUCAUCAACAACCAGGACGAGUGCCGUUCGGGGUCCACUAUGAGUUUCAGACUCAGUGUGCUGGUAUUGGCGGUCGCCGUGGUGACAGUGUGGGCUCAGAGGAAACGCCCGACCCAGAACGAGUGGAACUACCGGGAUGGCUCUGAGAAGGUCAGCAUGCGGGGAGUGGCCAACCUCACCCAGGUCCUGGACAACUGGAGGUUUGACAUCCUGACUGAGAUGAAGAACCUGCUGCAGAAUGAUCACCAGUCUGUCCUCCCAGACUACCACAGGAUCCAACCCCUGUCCGAGGCAUUGGAUGAUCUCUAUAAGGAGUUCAAUGCCCUGAAGGCGCAUCUGGGGGACCUGGGCGAGAAAGUCGUGGCCGUCGAGACCUUCAUCGACGAGCUGAAGACGGAGAGAGCCGCAAGCGCCACUCCCGUUCGGAGGAGGAUCGUCAAGAAGAAAGCCCCGGCCUCUGAGGCCUAAAGGCCGACCACCGAUCCCCGUCCACCGACAGUGCUGGCACUUCCUUAAGAGAAAAAAAAGUGGUGAUUGAUUCGUGCAUCUCCUGUUCUGUAAGCUUUGUUUGCGUAUCCCCAUAGCAACAGUCUGAACGCGUUGAAAUCUUUUUUUCCCUUUCUUGCGGUUUCUCAUUACAGUCAAUAUUCAAACUAUUGGUAGCCCAUGUACAGAAUCCAGUGUCCCGAUAAAAUAUCGAGCAGCAACGAAAACCCGCAUGUUCAAACGUAAAACUGAAAUAAGUCUUAAAAGUGGAUAACAUAUGGACAAAUGCUGUAACCAAUAGGUUACCAUGCUACACCCAUUUGCAUUAAAAAUCAUUUUACUGACCAUUUGACUAUCAUGGGACCCAUGGCUGUCGUUUAAAACAACACCGUGAUAUAUUAUCAAUCUUCUAUUUUGUUACAUUAUGCCGGGGAGAAUUGAGAUGGCUUUGCAUUAUUUCUCCUUGCACAACGUGGUCAUUGUGGUGUAGAAAUCUCUCAGCUAAAAUAUUUCUAUCCUGAAAUGAUGUAAGCUAUAAAUAAAUACAAUUAUUUUGCACGGA